AGCUGCGCAUGUGCGAGGAAGGGGACACGGUGGUGCCUCAGUGGCACUUUGGCAAAAAGUAACUUUCUGUAAGCGGUGAUGGAGCGGAACAGAGCUGCAGCCUCUUUGCGGGCCGAGUCCUCUUCAUUGAAACAGCAGAAGAAUAACAAACCCCGGUCAGCAGAGAAGAAGGUUCAGCCACACAGACCGAAUGGCAGCUUCACGCGCAGGGUGUUUGGAUUCAACUGGUCAGAUUUUUCCAGCUGGCAUCGCUUUGUUACACUAAUGAAUAGACCCACCGAUCCUGCAGGACUUGGUGUAUUCCGAUUCCUUUUUGGUCUGUUGAUGGUUCUGGACAUACCUCAGGAACGAGGCCUCAGUUAUCUGGACCAUAAGUAUUUGGAUGGGUUGGAUGUAUGCCGCUUCCCACUUUUUAAUUUCCUGCAGCCGCUGACUCUGGACUGGAUGUACCUAACAUAUGUCAUCAUGCUUCUUGGUGCACUGGGGAUUACCCUGGGAUGUUUUUACCGCCUAAGCUGCCUCCUUUUUCUCCUGCCAUACUGGUAUGUGUUUUUCUUGGACAAAACGUCCUGGAACAACCACUCUUAUCUUUAUGGACUGAUUGGGUUCCAACUCACGCUGCUUAACGCCAACCGUUACUGGUCUAUAGAUGGUUUACUAAAUCCCCGCAAGCGAAAUGCACAUGUCCCACUUUGGAAUUACACCUUGCUCAGGACACAGAUUUUUAUUGUGUACUUUAUUGCUGGUAUCAAGAAGCUGGAUGCUGAUUGGGUUGAAGGUUAUUCAAUGGGGUCUCUGUCUCGACAUUGGCUGUUCGACCCUUUCAAACUGAUCAUGUCAGAGGAGAUGACCAACCUUGUCAUUGUGCACUGGGGAGGCCUUAUUCUGGACCUGACAGCCGGUUAUCUGCUCUUCUUUGAUGUCACUCGCCCCGCAGCCUUGUUUUUUGUCUCUUAUUUCCACUGCAUGAACUCACAGCUCUUCAGUAUUGGCAUGUUCUCUUACACCAUGUUGGCCACAAGCCCAUUGUUUUGCUAUCCUGACUGGCCUCGUCGACUUGUGGCUAAGUCACCGUCCUGCCUGCACUGGCUUCUGCCCGCCACACAGCCCCCACAGGAGAGUGCGGCCUGUGUGUACCCAGGACGCAAAGGCAAAUCACACUCCAGAUUGCGCCAUAAAAUAGGAGCGGCCUUCACUGUGCUCUACAUAAUAGAACAGCUGUUCUUGCCGUAUUCACAUUUUAUUACACAGGGUUACAAUAACUGGACAAAUGGCUUGUAUGGUUACUCGUGGGAUAUGAUGGUUCACUCCCGAUCACACCAACAUGUAAAAAUAACCUAUAAAGAUGGAAUAACUGGGGAAAUUGGGUAUCUUAAUCCUGGGGUGUUUACCCAGACACGACGCUGGAAGGACCACGCAGAUAUGUUGAAGCAGUAUUCUGUGUGUCUUCAUGGUCUUUUGGGGGCGUAUAACAUUUCUGAGCCUGAGAUCUACUUUGACGUGUGGGUUUCAAUCAAUGACCGGUUCCAGCAGAGGCUGUUUGACCCCACUGUGGACAUUGUGAAAGCUGAUUGGUCACCAUUCCAUAGAACACCUUGGUUGAAACCCCUUCUGGUUGACCUUUCACCUUGGAGGGCAAAAUUCCAGGAGGUGGAGGACUCACUGGACAAUCAGACAGAUGUGGUCUUCAUUGCAGAUUUCCCAGGCCUGUACCUAGAGAAUUUUGUUAGUGAAGACUUGGGCAACACCAGCAUACAGGUUCUUCAAGGAGAGGUCAAUGUGGAGAUUGUGAAGGAUGCAAAAAACUUUACACUGAAAGAAGGAGAGCGAAUGCAGCUCCCGGCUGGUGAGUACCACAAAGUUUUUACCGUGUCUCCAGGACCCUCGUGUUAUAUGUACAUUUAUGUUAACACUACAGCCGUGACAUUGGAACAGAAGCUCACUCGCCUGCGAGAACUAAAGGAGAAGGUGGAGAACGGAAGUGAGACCUCUCCACUGCCUCCAGAGUUGCAGCCUCUUCUAUCUGGAACAGUAGAUGAUGUCAGUUCUGCUGAUCCUCUAGUUGUCGCUUACUUACGCAGGGAGAUGCGAGUGGCAGAGGCUGAGAGGAGGCGCAACGCAACAAUAAUACAGAGAUUUGAGCGUUUUGUCAACAAGAAAUACUACAUGAUGAGACGGAGUUUCCUCAUGACUGCCAUUGCAUUGCGGAACCUUGUGUUGGGACGACCCUCACUGGAACAGCUGGCACAGGAAGUUGCUUUUGCAAACAUUAAGUAUGAGGAUACAAGCAGAGAGAGUAGAAAAGAACAUCCCAGAGAGCAUGAACACUCAGAUUUGUGAAAAAAAAAAGUUAAAAGUUAAAU
This is a messenger RNA of Pelobates fuscus (common spadefoot toad), 2363 nucleotides long. RefSeq names its product gamma-glutamyl carboxylase (gene GGCX). The coding region runs from base 79 to 2340 and encodes 753 amino acids. The transcript has 15 exons. Lineage: Eukaryota; Metazoa; Chordata; Amphibia; Anura; Pelobatidae. The record is from RefSeq and is a predicted model, not a curated record. Gene Ontology annotation, molecular function: vitamin binding; gamma-glutamyl carboxylase activity. Gene Ontology annotation, biological process: peptidyl-glutamic acid carboxylation.